Molecule: messenger RNA, 621 nt
Organism: Schizosaccharomyces octosporus yFS286
Lineage: Eukaryota; Fungi; Ascomycota; Schizosaccharomycetes; Schizosaccharomycetales; Schizosaccharomycetaceae
Product: PPPDE peptidase family protein
Exons: 1
Coding region: 1-621 (206 amino acids)
Biological process (GO): protein deubiquitination
Molecular function (GO): deubiquitinase activity
Source: RefSeq, a predicted model, not a curated record
AUGGAAGCUUAUAUCAAUGUGUACGAUUUAAUGCAGAGUUUUCCUCUUAGUAGGAUAGCUUGGACAUUGGGACUUGGUAUCUAUCAUACUGGGUUUGUUUUAGGAGGAAGAGAGUAUGCUUAUGGUGCUCAUGCAAUUCCAAAUGCUACUGGGGUUUUUAUAACUUUGCCUAAACCUCCUUUGGAAGGCUGCCGAUGGCGUUGUUCUAUUCCUUUACCACCUUGCACACUUUCAAAGUCUGAGAUAGACGAAAUAAUUACGCGCUUAAGCAAAGAAUUUACAGGUACCUCCUAUUCAUUGCUGUCACAAAAUUGCAACCAUUUUACCGACGCUAUUGCAAAGGCUCUAACUAAUACAAGUAUUCCUCCAUUUUUAAACCGACUCUCGAAAGUUGGCCUCACUUUCCCUUCAAUUACGAAUGCGGUUUUGCAGUUAGAUUUUUCGAAAACUCCAACUCAGAACGGCUUAGAGAGAACCAACUCAUCAGAUUCUGACGAAGAGAUUUUAGUAGCUCCUUCCGCUAAACUACAGCAACUAUCAUUUCCUAAAAUUCCUAAAGUUGUUGUUUCACCUCCGACUGUCAACACAGAUAACUUGGUCUCAGAGUCACAGAAGUAUUAA